AAAAGGGGGGGGAAUCUCUCUCUCUCUCUCCUCUUUCCGAUGAGUUCUUAUUUUGUCAACUCGACCUUCCCGGUGAGCCUGGCGGCGGGGCAGGAGCCCUUCCUGGGACAGAUCCCGCUGUACCCCUCGGGCUACGCGGAUCCUUUGCGGCACUACCCCAGCACCUAUGGAGCCGCGGGCGCGCAGGACAAGGGCUACUCCUCGUCCGCCUACUACCAGCAGAGCAGCGCGGCGUUCGGCGGCCGCGGCUCCGCCUGCGACUACGGGCCCGGCGGCUUUUUCCGGGACAAGGAGGCGGCGGGCGGCCCGGGCAGCCUGGACGAGCUGUCCCCGUUCGGCGCCGAGCCGCGCAAGCCGGACUGCGCGCAGGGCAAGGGCGCCUUCGGAGAGAGCGAGGAGCAAAAGUGUUCCGCGCCGGUUUACCCCUGGAUGCAGCGGAUGAACUCUUGCAAUAGUUCUUCCUUCGGGCCCAGCGGCCGCCGGGGCCGCCAGACCUACACCCGGUACCAGACGCUGGAGCUGGAGAAGGAAUUCCACUUUAACCGGUACCUGACGCGGCGGCGCCGCAUCGAGAUCGCGCACUCGCUGUGCCUGACCGAGCGCCAGAUCAAAAUCUGGUUCCAGAACCGCCGCAUGAAGUGGAAAAAGGAGAAUAAACUGCUCAGCUCCUCGCAGCUCAGCGCCGAGGAGGAGGAGGAGAAAGCGGCCGAGUGA
Lonchura striata (white-rumped munia) is the source of this 714-nucleotide messenger RNA. It is a transcript of the gene HOXB6, whose product is annotated as homeobox B6. Gene Ontology annotation, cellular component: nucleus. Gene Ontology annotation, biological process: regulation of transcription by RNA polymerase II; anterior/posterior pattern specification. NCBI's taxonomy places the organism in Eukaryota, Metazoa, Chordata, Aves, Passeriformes, Estrildidae. Gene Ontology annotation, molecular function: DNA-binding transcription factor activity, RNA polymerase II-specific; RNA polymerase II cis-regulatory region sequence-specific DNA binding. The record is from RefSeq and is a predicted model, not a curated record.